AUGUUUACGAAAAAUUCUGACAAGGUGUUAUGCGCCCUUGUUCUUAUCGCUGUAGCCGCUGCAGUACCGCAACAACCCGACCAACACCCUGUCUACAUCCUUAGGCAAGAUUCCAACGUUCAUCCUGAAGGAUAUACCUUCAACUUCGAGACCAGCGAUGGUACAGCCCGCCAAGAGGAGGGAACCCUGAAGCAGAUCAGCGAAGAUCACAAGGCGAUCGAAGUGAAGGGUAGUUAUAAGUACGUAGCCCCCGAUGGAGUUGUAUACGCAGUCACCUUCACCGCUAAUGAGCACGGUUUUCAACCCCAGGAGCACGUGGAGCAACAUGACCAACACCAAUAG
This is a messenger RNA of Parnassius apollo (apollo), 342 nucleotides long. Lineage: Eukaryota; Metazoa; Arthropoda; Insecta; Lepidoptera; Papilionidae. The record is from the annotation of a GenBank genome assembly.